This is a messenger RNA of Beta vulgaris subsp. vulgaris (sugar beet), 1585 nucleotides long. RefSeq lists its product as uncharacterized. The transcript has 2 exons. The record is from RefSeq and is a predicted model, not a curated record. The coding region runs from base 25 to 1407 and encodes 460 amino acids. Lineage: Eukaryota; Viridiplantae; Streptophyta; Magnoliopsida; Caryophyllales; Amaranthaceae.
UAUUUGCCACCAGCUUGCUACACGAUGUCGCGUGCAGAGAAACGGAUUUUUUGCGAGUCAUUGUAUGGCAUUAAGGUCCCUACUGGCUACUCAUCGAAUAUGAAGCGCUUUGUUACCUUAAAUGGUGAGUUGAAGUUAUCGAGUAUGAAAUCGCACGAUUGUCAUGUCAUGAUGCAAGUAUUCUUACCGAUUGCAAUUCGUGGGAUACUUCCAAAGCAUGUGAGGCACACCAUUACAGAACUGUGUUCAUUUUUUCAUUCAAUCUGCAGCAAAGUCCUAGACCCGUCGACCCUCGAUUCCUUGCAGACUAGAGUAGUUGAAACUCUAUGCAAAUUUGAGAUGUAUUUCCCCCCUGCAUUCUUUGACAUUAUGGUCCAUCUCAUUGUCCAUCUAGUUCGAGAAAUUAAGCUGUGUGGUCCAGUGUUUUUGAGGUGGUGCUAUCCUUUUGAGAGAUAUAUGGGAACUUUGAAAGAUAAAGUUCGUAAUCCUGCACAACCAGAAGGUAGUAUAAUUCAAGGGAUUGUGGGUGAAGAGAUCAGUAAUUUUGUGGCUGAGUAUUUUGCUAGUGUUGAUCCUGUUGGACUUCCGACAUCCCGACACGAGGGCAGACUUGAGGGCAAGGGUACAAUUGGUUCAAAAUUGAUCACACCUUCCGUAGAAAAGCGUAAACAAGCUCACUUAUUUGUAUUGCAUCACGUACCAGAUGUCCAUCCUUAUUUAAGUGAACAUAUGGAGGAAUUACGUGUUAGCAAUCCUGGAAAAGGAGUGAGGGCAUUGACGCAAAUGCAUAACAAGACUUUCAUUGAUUGGUUUCAUAAACGAGUACUCAAUGAUUUGGAUGAAAGUGUUCCUGAAACAGUCAAGUGGUUAGCAUUUGGUCCUCGUGAAGCUGUACGCUCUUAUGAGGGUUAUGAUAUUAAUGGGUAUACUUUUUGGACUGAACGUCAAGAUCUCAAGUCAAGAUCGCAACAAAAUAGUGGUGUUUCACUUGUGGCGUCGUCUACACAAUAUGCAAGCUCGAAAGAUAAGUCGCCUGUACAUGCUGAAAGCAACUACUAUGGGCGAAUACAAGAAAUCUGGGAGCUGGACUACUGUAACUUUAAUAUUUGCCUCUUGUGUUGCACGUGGGUUGACAAUAAUCGCCGUUGUGUAAGAAACGAUGAUCCUUGCGGUUUCACCCUUGUUGACCUUAGUCGUUUACGUGAAACUGAGGAGCCAUUUGUAAUUGCAUCACAAGUGAAGCAAGUAUUUUUUGUAACUGAUCCUGCUGAUCAUAAGUGGUCAAUUGUUGUACCUGGUAAAAGGAGUAUCCUCGGUAUUGGUGAUGUUGAUAAUGAGGAAGAAUAUGAUGCAUUUGAGGACCUCCCCCCUUUACCUAUCCUGAAAUUCGUGUGGAAGAUGAUGUAAAUAUGUCGGAGAAUUAUAUGCGUGUAGAUCACACGGAAGGGAUACAUGUACUUGAGGAUCCUAAGAAAAGGCGGAAGCUCAAUGAAUCAUGAGACAUAAACUCAGGGACAUGGAGGAUGUGCAUACGGAUACGAGUGCGGAACACACUACCGAGGAUGAGUGUUUCGAUCACAAAAAG